AUGACCCUGGAAGAUAAGCACAUAGUCCAUCACCGUGAUCCCCUGGAGGCUAUCAAGACAUUAUUGGGUAAUCCGGCACAUGCUGAACAUGUGGUCUAUGGGCCAAAGAAGAUAUUUAGUGACGCAUCUCAGAGUGAGAGGAUAUAUAAUGAGAUGUGGACUGGGGACUGGUGGAACACGCUUUCUCUUCAGGACAGGCUACCAUCUGGAGCAUGUGUUGCUCCUGUGAUCAUAGCCACAGAUAAGACUCAACUCACGCAGUUUACGGGUGGCAAGACUACAUAUCCUGUGUAUCUGACUCUUGGGAACCUCCCACGAGCUAUCCGUCGCAAACCAUUGCAACAAGCUUGCAUACUCAUAGCCUAUCUGUCCAUCAGCAAGAUGGUAGGCAAGCAGCUCACUAAGAAGCAGAAGUCAACGAGAAUUCAACAACUGUUCCAUGACUCAAUGUGCAUCGUCCUGGAGCCACUGAUAGAGGCGGGAAAGAAAGGGAUGGAGGUGACUGGGGGGGAUGGCAAGGUGCGGAUAAUGUACCCCAUCUUGGCUUGCUAUGUCGCAGAUUAUCCAGAACAGUGUCUGGUAACAUGCACCAAGUAUGGGACAUGUCCAAAGUGCCAAGUAAAUGACGAUGAGAUGGGUGGGAGAGAAGCAGCAGGCUGGAGGACUCAAUGCAGGACUUCAAAGCUCAUACGUAUUGCUAGGGAGAAGGCGACCUCUAUCAGCAACUUUCAAGAACUAUGCAAAGUGGACAACAUAUCAGGAGGAGUUCGUCAUCCUUUUUGGGAGGACUUCCCUCAUUGUGAUAUCCACAUGGGUAUCACCUCAGAUAUUCUUCAUCAGCUGUACCAGGGUGUUAAUGGCUGGUCUCAGCUAUCACAGGUCUCAGGAAAGGAGAGGAAAGAUAUGGCACGCAUCCUUCUUGGAUGUAUCAUGGGCAAGGCUCCAUUCCAGGUGAUAGUCUGCUAUAGAGCUCUACUUGACUUUAUCUAUGUGGCCCAGUAUCCCACACAUGAUGACUCUACCCUCCAGUAUCUCACCAACGCCCUGGACGAAUUUCAUGCAAACAAGGACAUCCUGGUGGAUCUUGGAAUACGCAAUCACUUCAACAUACCAAAGUUUCACUCGAUGCUGCACUAUGAGGAGUGCAUAUGUAAUUUUGGAACUACCGAUAAUUAUAAUACUGAAAUGUUUGAACAUUUUCAUAUAGACUAUGCCAAGGAAGCAUGGAGAGCAUCCAACUUCCGCAAUGAGCUCCCUCAGAUGACUCAGUAG
Messenger RNA from Suillus paluster, 1272 nucleotides. RefSeq lists its product as uncharacterized. NCBI's taxonomy places the organism in Eukaryota, Fungi, Basidiomycota, Agaricomycetes, Boletales, Suillaceae. The transcript has 4 exons. The coding region runs from base 1 to 1272 and encodes 423 amino acids. The record is from RefSeq and is a predicted model, not a curated record.